This is a messenger RNA of Xiphophorus couchianus (Monterrey platyfish), 836 nucleotides long. RefSeq names its product mediator complex subunit 29 (gene med29). Gene Ontology annotation, molecular function: transcription coregulator activity; transcription factor binding. Gene Ontology annotation, biological process: regulation of transcription by RNA polymerase II. Gene Ontology annotation, cellular component: mediator complex. The record is from RefSeq and is a predicted model, not a curated record. NCBI's taxonomy places the organism in Eukaryota, Metazoa, Chordata, Actinopteri, Cyprinodontiformes, Poeciliidae. The transcript has 4 exons. The coding region runs from base 45 to 605 and encodes 186 amino acids.
AGCAACCGGAUAUUUCGUAUUAACGUUGUUGUGGAGGUAUCAAGAUGGCGUCCCAGCAGCAGCAGCAAGCUGUUGGUCAAAUUUCUCAAGCCGGCUUACAACAAACUGCAUCAAUGCAGCAGCAACAACAACAACAGCAGCAGCAGCAGCAGCAACAGCUCAGUCAACAGCAAGACUUUGAUCCAGUUCAUCGAUUUAAGAUGCUUAUUCCGCAGCUGAAGGAGAGUUUACAGAAUCUAAUGAAGGUUGCAGCAUUGAAUUUGGCUCACAACACUUCAAUCGACAACGGCGUUAAAAGCAGCGACACUUCUGUUCAGCGUUUUGAUAAAAGCUUAGAGGAGUUUUAUGCCCUCUGUGAUCAAGUGGAACUGUGUUUGCGCCUGGCAUACGAGUGCCUCUCUCAGAGCAUCGACAGCGCCAAGCAUUCCCCCAAUUUGGUCCCUACAGCCACAAAGCCGGACACGGUGCAGACGGAGUCCAUGUCCUACGCUCAGUACCUCAGCAUGAUCAAGUCUCAGAUCUCCUGUGCCAAAGAUAUCCACAAUGCUUUGCUGGAGUGCGCUAAGAAGAUCGCGGGAAAGGGACAGCCUCAAGGCAUCAUGUAGACUCGGACUGAAUAUUCUUAUUCUAUUUUUAUUUUAUUUUAUUUUUUUGUAUGUUAUGACAAGAAGAGGCAAAGGCACAAUUUCUCAGUUUUUGUUUUCUGUUGUGGUUUGUAAAUGCCGUGUAAAUAUUCCUGACAGUUGGGCUCUGUGGUGACCAGCAGGAGGCGACAAAGUUUUCAAGAGCUAUUUUGUAACAUAUUUGUAUUGACUAUUAAAAUCUUUCUGCUCAUG